CGGCGGCGCGAGCAGCAGCGGCGGCGGCGGCGGCGGCGGCGGCGGUUCCAGCAUGAAGAGGAGAGCUGGCCUGGGGGGCAGCGUGAGGUCAGUGGUGGGCUUCUUGUCCCAGCGGGGCUUGCAUGGGGACCCCCUGCUCACUCAGGACUUUCAGAGGAGACGCCUGCGGGGCUGCAGAAACCUCUACAAGAAGGACCUGCUCGGCCACUUCGGCUGUGUCAAUGCCAUUGAAUUCUCCAACAAUGGAGGCCAGUGGCUGGUCUCAGGAGGAGAUGACCGCCGAGUUCUGCUAUGGCACAUGGAACAAGCUAUCCAUUCCAGGGUCAAGCCCAUACAGCUGAAGGGAGAACACCAUUCCAACAUUUUCUGCCUGGCUUUCAACAGUGGGAACACCAAAGUCUUCUCUGGAGGGAAUGAUGAGCAAGUUAUCCUCCAUGAUGUUGAAAGCAGUGAGACCCUGGAUGUGUUUGCUCAUGAAGAUGCAGUGUAUGGCUUGUCAGUGAGCCCAGUGAAUGACAACAUUUUUGCCAGCUCUUCAGAUGAUGGCCGGGUUCUCAUUUGGGACAUCCGGGAGUCUCCGCAUGGAGAGCCCUUCUGCCUGGCAAACUAUCCAUCAGCCUUUCACAGUGUCAUGUUUAACCCCGUGGAGCCCAGGUUAUUGGCCACAGCCAAUUCAAAGGAAGGAGUGGGACUAUGGGACAUUAGAAAACCUCAGAGUUCCCUCCUGCGCUAUGGUGGCAACCUCUCUCUCCAAAGUGCCAUGAGUGUGCGAUUCAACAGCAAUGGGACCCAGCUCCUGGCCCUGCGGCGGCGCCUGCCCCCUGUGCUCUAUGACAUCCACUCCCGCCUGCCCGUGUUCCAGUUUGACAAUCAGGGUUACUUCAACUCAUGCACUAUGAAGAGCUGCUGUUUUGCAGGGGAUCGUGACCAGUAUAUCCUCUCAGGCUCUGAUGACUUCAACCUGUACAUGUGGAAGAUUCCUGCAGAUCCAGAAGCAGGUGGCAUUGGCAGGGUGGUCAAUGGAGCCUUCAUGGUGCUGAAAGGGCAUCGGUCCAUUGUUAACCAGGUCCGGUUUAACCCCCACACGUACAUGAUCUGCUCUUCUGGUGUAGAAAAGAUUAUCAAGAUCUGGAGCCCAUACAAGCAGCCAGGAUGUACAGGAGACCUCGACGGGCGGAUUGAAGAUGAUUCCCGCUGCCUCUACACCCAUGAAGAGUAUAUCAGCCUUGUAUUGAACAGUGGGAGUGGCCUGUCCCACGACUACGCUAACCAGUCUGUCCAAGAAGACCCCCGGAUGAUGGCUUUCUUUGACUCUUUGGUGCGCCGUGAGAUCGAGGGCUGGAGCUCUGACUCGGACAGUGACCUCAGCGAGAGCACCAUCCUACAGCUGCAUGCGGGGGUCAGUGAGCGCUCGGGCUACACUGACUCAGAAUCCUCAGCCUCACUGCCCCGCUCCCCACCUCCCACAGUAGAUGAGACUGCGGAUAACGCCUUCCAUCUGGGGCCCCUGCGUGUCACUGCCACAAAUGCAGUGGUGUCAACCCCAGCAACGCCCACCUGUGAGGAUGCAGCCUCUCGCCAGCAGCGCCUGUCUGCUCUGCGACGCUACCAGGACAAGCGCCUCCUGGCCCUGUCCAAUGAGUCUGAUUCUGAAGAGAAUGCCUGUGAGGCUGAACUGGACACAGAUCUCUUCCCUCGGCCAAGGUCGCCCAGCCCGGAGGAUGGAUCCAGCAGUUCCAGCAGUUCCAGCAGCUCGGAGGAAGAAGAGGAACUGAACCAACGCCGAGCCAACACCCGGCAGCGAAACGCCAUGCGGAGGCGACAAAAGAUGGCCCGGGAAGAGCGGCCCAAUGCUCCAGUCAAGCCCACCAACACCUACAUUGGAGAGGACAAUUACGACUACCCUCAGAUCAAAGUGGAUGACCUCUCCUCCUCCCCAAACUCCUCCCCUGAGCGGAGUGCUUCCAAUCUGGAUCUGGAUCUCCAACCGAGCCGGGCACCAGCAACUGCCAACAUGGAAUCAGUAGAGCGUAAGAUUUAUAAAGCUUACAAAUGGCUCCGUUACUCCUAUAUCUCUUACUCAAGUAACAAAGAUGGAGAGACCUCCUUAGUGGCAGAGGAGACAGAUGAAGGGAGGGCAGGAACCAGCCCCACAGACAGCCCAACCCCUUCUUCUAGUAAGGAAGCCUGCCCAGCCCAGAGAGACCAGGACCUGCCCCCGGAAGGCUGCAGCAAAGAUGCUUGUAAAGAAGAGACUUCCGCCAGAAACCCUAGCAGUGGCGCGAGCCGUGAGCACGGUAGCCAUCCUUGGGCAGAGGUGCCAGAGGGCACCUCUCAGGACACUAACAACAGCGGCCCUCUAGAACACUCUUUUGAAACCAAGAAGCUCAAUGGCAAGGCCCUGAGCAAGGCCCUGAGCAGCCGGGCUGAGGAGCCACCCUCUCCUGUCCCCAAGGCAUCUGGUUCCACUCUCCACAGUGCGCCUGGCAACUGUCCCAGGACCCAGUCUGAUGACAGUGAGGAGAGGGGCCUUGACACCCUCUGUGCCAACCACAACAAUGGACACCUGCACCCCCGGCCCCCUCACCCCCACAAUAAUGGGCAGAACUCUGGGGAGCUGGAGACAGUAGGCUACUCUUCCCCGGGACACCCGGACACUGACCAUGAUAACCCACCCCUGACAGGGGUGCUUCUGCACAAAGAUUGUUGUGGGUCUGAAAUGGCCUGUGAGACCCCCAGUGCUGGAAUGAGAGAAGACCCCACUGACCCCUCAGCCAUGGACAGCAGCAAGGUUGUUCAUGGCCACAGUGGCCUCAAAAGGCACCGAAUUGAAUUGGAAGACACAGAUUCAGAGAAUUCCUCCUCAGAGAAGAAACUAAAAACAUGAUAAAUACAAAGGGAAAACAAAAAGCUACAAAAAGUAGCCUUACAAAGUAAUUUUUUCUUGUUUAGUGAACACAGAGGAAAGGAAAAAGUAUUAAAGGCGCAUAAAACCAGGGCCUGAAGCGUGUCUGCUGCUGCUCCCUCUGUUACCACUUCCAGUGGGUCAGAAUGUCUAGCUGGCACUGCCUGGUGCUCUGCUGAGCGGGGGAGACUCCUAACGGCUCUCUUCUAGUGAGAUGCGAGCAUAGCAUUCCUGUGCAGGCUCUGUGACAGUGACCCUGUCUUGGGACAUUUGGCUUGUUCUUGUGUGUAUGUUCCCACUGGCACAUGUGGGCUUGUUGUCUUCUGAGGCCUUUCUUUAUCUGUCCAUCAGCAAAGCCCUGUGGGUCUGUAGAGUUUACCAUCUCACCUGUUCAUUGUUCACAUGACAUAGGUGUUCUGGUCUUAACAAAGAGUGUCCCUAGAUCAGACCGUGCUGCCAUGAGUUGUAGAUUUACGCUAGCAGAAAGGAGAGGCCUGCCUUCAGCCUGGCUCUGCUGAAGAGGAAAACAUGGCUCCUCUUUAAAUGGUCCAUGUUUUCUCCAGCUAACACAUCCUUGAGCAUUUACUGUGACUCUAAGUGGAGCAUUGUUCCUGCUAAGAAGAGGUUGACACUUGAGCUCAGAUCCCCAUAGUGUCACUGCAGAAGGGGCAGAGCUACACUCGAUGUGUGAGGUCCAUAACAGUAGCUAGUGAACAACACACUUUAUCCACUUGUGUGCUGGCUCCUAAGAGGCACUCAAGGCCAGCAGGUGCUUCCUUGGCUCCACGUAAUGGAGUUCAGGCAUACUGGAAGAAGAAAGGACCCCUUGGGAGAGCUUUUUACCCAAACUAAUAAAAUGGCUGGUAGAGGGAUGUUAACAAGUUGUAGUGCAGAGCAGAAUGUGGUACUUACUGUAUCCAGUGCCAGUCCAUCAGUCAGAAUGUGGUAUUGUAUCCACUGCCUGUCAGAAUUGGCAGGCCUAGCAUCUUCCUUGGGCUUGGAGCUGUCAGAGGUGGUGGGGUUCCACCUGAACUUUACAGAGUAGUGGGCAUAUGGAGAGACAAGUCUCUGGUUUAUCUCCUGACUCCCUGAAGACACUGUUCUGUUGAAGUAGGUAACAAUGGAGAGAAGAAAAUAUCAAAUUUCCAGUUUAUAUUGGUGAUGGUAGUCCCUGAGUUGUCAAUGAAGGGUUGUGCAAGAUAGGACCUAAGGAUGCCCAGAUGUCCUGUUGGUGUAGAUGUUGGUGUAGCAGGGGGAAGAAAGAACAGUGGAACUUUAGAUGCAAAGGUGCUAGACAGCUGGAGCCUGGCUGGAGCUGGCAGAGGGAGGACAGCACCAGGCGACUGUGGCCUCACUGACGCAUCCAGUGUUCCUUUCAGAGGAGGACCUGUCCCGCUGGGAUGGAGCCAAGAGAAGAGCACUUGUGGAAGCUGAGGAGUGGAUGCUGUUCAGUGCUGGGAGCCAGGGUGCUUAUAAAAGGAAGGCAGUUGGUAAGAGCUAGGAGGAUAGAGCAUCUUGCUGAGCUUUGCGGAAGGAAGAUGUGCUUAGUUUAGUAUCUGGUGAUGUGGCUGAGGUGUGAAAGCACAGUUUGGGAAGGAGAGGAAGGCGCCUGAGUGGGGAUGCAUACAGUCAGCAGCUGGACUCAUCCUGGGGAGCGGGACAGCAAUUCUGUAACCAACAUUAGAAUUUCUUUAGAUUUGUAAUUAAAAUGGUUCUAUGAUUUAUCUUUUGACUAUUCACAGAUAAUUGUAAAUUCUGGUUUUAUAAGCCCAAGUCAUUUUACAUUUGCUUUUCCAAAAUUAUUAAAUUGGAAUUUUUAAUCCUUUAUAUACAAAAAAAGUUAUAACCACUCAGUGUGUGUCUCUCUUCCCCUUAGUCAGCAUACCUGAUUCUUCUGUUCCAUUUUACCUUAAUCUAAUCAGAUAGAUUCACACCCCGCAUUCUUCCUGGAGGAAAAAGAAAGCAAAAUUAGCUAUUGAUAAUUAGUUUCCAAGAGCCAAGGGUGGUCUUUCAUGUAAAAGCUGUCUAUCUCAUUUGGGUAUUCAAAACAUUCAAAAGUCAGAGUUCACCUAGUUCAUAGCUGUAGACGCUGAAAAAGGUCAUCCUUUGAGGGAUAUGUUCCAUCCUUGGGAGAGACUUCCAGCACCAUAGGUUGAGUUCUCAAGAGAUGGGCCCUGAAAUAGCCACCAGAACAAGAGAAAGAGGGAUACUUCUUUUAGCCACUCCACACUCAUUUCCAGAGGUCUUGCGUUGUAUGAUCCUGAUACUGAAAGCCUGAUGGGAACCACUUCGAAGAUCCCUUUGCCUGGACCAUUGUAGAAUCCAGGCCUCCCAUGUUGAAGACAUAUUUAAUCCCCAGAUUCUUCCAUGAUGGAUGUUUUUCCUAGCAAGAGAGGGCACUGAUCAGGCUAAGAACUCCUGGAAGUGCCUCUUAAGGAUUUUUUUCUGCAUCCUGUAUAUAAUGUUUUAAGCAGCAGGUCCAGGUAUGUGAAACUGUUUCUCUUCCCUUUAUUUCCCACUUGGUUUUGUAAAUGAUUCUCAACCGAUAAAUGAGUUCAUUGAGUUGUUAGCUUGAGGCAAAAGAAGUUUGUGCUGAUUUACUAGGAGUCUCGUGUUGUCUGUCAAGGUGCCUUCCUCUGCUGAAGCCUUACCUCCUCAAAGCCCUGCCUCUUCUCACCCAGCAACGCUGACUCUUCUCUGUGUAUAUGCAAAUAAACCUAUUAAUCACUUC
Messenger RNA from Peromyscus californicus insignis, 5636 nucleotides. It is a transcript of the gene Dcaf5, whose product is annotated as DDB1 and CUL4 associated factor 5. NCBI's taxonomy places the organism in Eukaryota, Metazoa, Chordata, Mammalia, Rodentia, Cricetidae. The transcript is spliced from 9 exons. Gene Ontology annotation, cellular component: cytoplasm; Cul4-RING E3 ubiquitin ligase complex. The coding region runs from base 53 to 2887 and encodes 944 amino acids. Gene Ontology annotation, molecular function: protein binding. The record is from RefSeq and is a predicted model, not a curated record. Gene Ontology annotation, biological process: negative regulation of fatty acid biosynthetic process.